Molecule: messenger RNA, 615 nt
Organism: Leishmania braziliensis MHOM/BR/75/M2904
Lineage: Eukaryota; Euglenozoa; Kinetoplastea; Trypanosomatida; Trypanosomatidae
Product: putative ama1 protein
Exons: 1
Coding region: 1-615 (204 amino acids)
Source: RefSeq, a predicted model, not a curated record
AUGCAUACGCAACCCCAGGCUCUGGGCGCCCCCAACGCGGCUUCGCAGGGCAAGGGUGUGCCCGGCAACGGUGCUGGCGGGUACAAAACUUCUGCGCCUCCUGGUGCGCAGUGGCCUUCUAACGUGCAGAAAGGUCAGUACGCGUCGGCGUACGGGAAGGAUGGGAACAUCUUGAACUACCCACCGGGCGGGCCGACUGGCCCCAACGCGGUCGCAAACCGCGGUUGGUGGCACUUCUCGCUGUGUGUGUGCUGUAAAGAUUGCGACUCAUGCUGCGAGUCAUGGUGCUGUGCACCUUGCCAGCUGAGCCGGCAGUGCAAUAUGCUGACGAACAACCGCAAGGAGAUCCACUGGCCAUACUGCUUGCUGAUGACCUUCUGUGACUGCACCAUCAUUAUCUUUAAUGUGUCGUGCAUCUUUGCCAGCGAGACACGCCGGAUGGCACGCGAGCGGUACGGUAUUUCAGGCUCUACCCUUGAGGACUGCUGCUAUGGCUUCUGGUGCACCCCCUGCUCUACGCAGCAGGUGCUGCUGGAGAUGACUCUGAUGAACGAAUUCCCAGGCGCCACGUGCUACGAGGCUACUUCUCAUCCCGCGGGCAGGCGGAUGGUGUAG